AUGGCAGAAAUCAGCUCGCACCAAAAGGAAGCAGCCAUGGCUACUACCACCCCAGACUCUCACAAUGUCGCCGCGCAGGACAUGUACAAGCCCGGCGGCGGAGGAGGACUCGAGGACAAACCCUCCAAACCUGAACUUCUCGGCUGGUACAUGUACGGACUCUGCUCCUACUUCCUCCACACCGUCCUCAUCCCCAUCGUCUUCCCGCUCAUUAUCAGCCAGACCGUCUCAGAUCCGCCGGCCCCGCCGCAGGGCUGGGAGAGGAGCUACCAGAAUGUCACCUGCAAGCACAGUGAAAUGCUACUAUAUGAAGAACUGGUGCACAGGGCAAUUAAACUGGGUGGGAAGAAUGUAUCCCCGCUGGAAUGGACUUCGAUCUCUUGGUUCAUGGGGCUAAUUCUUUCAGCGCCUGUAUUGGGCAUUGUUUCGAUCCUCCUUGAUUAUAGCCACUAUCAGCAGCUUAUAGCUGGUGCAGCCACCAUAAUUGGAGCCAUCUUCUGCCUCCCAGCCGGCUUUUUCAAGAAGUCGUGGAUCUUUCCGCCAUACAUUGCCAUCAUCGUGGCAGCAAACACCAUUGUUGGUGCAGCUCAUGCCCGCCACCUUGGCCUAAUGAUCCGCGGAUUCACAGGCUCCGUCAUACCGCAGCAACAGUUUGCAAACAGAAGAUCCUUCACCAGCCGGCUGUCCCUCUACUCAACUGCAGCGGGCUGCUUGGGAGCUGCAAUCAUGUCUUCAUUCACAUACCACAUGUUCAGCCACAAGGACCACUUCACCGCGAUGUGGGUUGUUUCCAUAUUCAGCGGCCUUGUUUGGGGUCUAGGAUUGCUCCACAUUUUCAGCACAGACAGAGCCACGACAACUUACAACGACGCACCAUCACAUUCUGCGCCCAUAACGCACGUGUUGUCCAUCUUCAGAUACCCGCAUGCUGCAGGGAGUCUUGCUGGAGUUUUCCUAUCAUCUUUUAUGUCAAUGUGCAUCUUCGGAGCAGCAUUGCUUCAUGCCAUGGGAUACAGUUGCUUCCAAACAAAGAACAUAUUGUUUCUAUGGCUAACAUAUUUCAUGGUUCCUAUAGCUUCUCUUCCAUUGGUACAUCCACUUCAGCUAGCCAUGAAAUUAGAUGCGGAGAAGAUGCAGCUUCUUGGCUUCAUAUUGUCUACUUUGGCAUCAGGGUUUGGUUUCUAUUAUAAAGGAGCCAUGUGGACUAAAGGCAAUCUGUUUUUCUUCGCAGCUGUACAGGGAUCUGCCACAGGUUUCCUGCAUGCUUUCGGGAGAGUUCUGUGGUUGGAUUGUUCCCCGGCAGGUAAAGAAGGUGCAUUUUCUGUGUGGUUUUCAUGGGCACGAGCACUAGGAGCUUGUGCAGGAUUCGCGGUAGCAACUUCCAUACCUGGAAAUGUUGGCAGAGCGUUUGGAGCAUCAUUCUGUGCAGGGCUCGUGGGGAUGGUUAUUCUGAUAUUCGGAAAUAUCAGCAGCUUCAAAGGAGCGAAAGCAGCCGGGCACGUCGUCAAAAGUGGGAAGAACACCCCUGCCCCUGAAUUUGUUGCUGAUCAUUCCAAGACUACUGUUUUAUCUGAGGUUCUAGCUAAAGGAAAGGCUGAAGUUUAAAAGGCUGUUUGCCCUUUUCAUUUAUUUGUCGUUUGCUCUUUUUCUUUCUUCAUUUUCUCUUUUUUGAUGUACUUGAUGAGUUUGGAUCUAUUUCAUAUUCUUUUGUAAAAGAGGCGUGGCAUGUAAAGUAAACCUGUGUUGCUUCUCCAAAUGAUGAGGAUCAGAAGAAACUUUUUAGGAUAACAAGUGUAUGAAUUGUUGUUUUGUCAA
This is a messenger RNA of Salvia hispanica, 1815 nucleotides long. RefSeq lists its product as uncharacterized. The record is from RefSeq and is a predicted model, not a curated record. Lineage: Eukaryota; Viridiplantae; Streptophyta; Magnoliopsida; Lamiales; Lamiaceae.